Caenorhabditis elegans is the source of this 1082-nucleotide messenger RNA. RefSeq lists its product as uncharacterized. Bases 151 to 1017 code for a protein of 288 amino acids. The transcript has 8 exons. NCBI's taxonomy places the organism in Eukaryota, Metazoa, Nematoda, Chromadorea, Rhabditida, Rhabditidae. The record is from RefSeq and is marked reviewed.
AAGUUCGUGACAUUAGAUGGCAAUCGAAUCGAAAACAUCUUCAUAUCCUGUCUAUCCUGUUUCUUUUCCUAGUGAUAAGAUUGAAAUAGAAAGGCGCCGGUUCUCGAGAAGAAGCUGAUAAACUUGCAAUUCAUUGUUCGCACUCUACACAUGGAACUCUCCUUUCUAAUAAUAUUUUGGUGUUUAACGUUUUGUGUUAAAUGUGUAGCCUAUACUUCUGAUAAGAAUUCAGAAGAAGACAACGGUUUCUACAAGUUUCUGUCGGAUUCUUUUCAGAAAGAUGAAGAAAUUCGCCGGGCUCCCCUUCCAAAAGAACGGAACAAAGUUAAGAAUGAGCACGAGCCAGUGAAACUGGCGGAUACAGUUCAAUUACCAGGUGGCUACAAUCCUCUUCCUGGAAGAACUUCCUUUGGUGAUUACUGGCCUCUAAUGCCCAUGUCAAACCAAUAUCAUGCAGCGGUGACCUAUGAUACCUCAAAAGGAAGGCAUGUUGGCGGAGAUAUACUUAUUCCCGUUCCAUAUUGGAAUAAUUUUUUAAACAUCGGAGGACAUUACAUCGAACGUUUCCAGGAAGAAUGGGUUAAAGUCGGGUACAUUAAUAGCCCAGUUAACAUGCUCGGACUUACAAAGGACCAAAUAGCAAGACUACUCUCAGAUCCAUCACUGCAUUAUAAUAGACAAAUCCAUCCAAAACUACCAGUAGGAGCUCUUCCGCGAGAAUACGAGCCAAUAGCCUGUAAGCCUCCAUUAUGUAACCCGUAUCAAGGAACUCUUGGAGUUGGGGUAGAAGCAAAUUACCACAUAGAGGACGGAGUAGAAGGCGAAUUAGAUCUGCCCAUUCCAAUUGGAAAAGACAUUGCCUAUCGAUUCCCACUUUCUGGAAAUAUUCACUAUGAUCAUGAUGACACAUCCGUUAACUAUGGUCAACAUUUGAGUCCUCUUGAUCCAUUAUUUCCCGGUUUUCCGGAUGAAAAUAAGCCCAAUAAGAGAACAUUCAAAUUUCAAACCACGCAAUAAGUCGAAUGGAUUAAUAACAACUUUAAUAAUAUCGUUUAAUAAAAGACCAUCUGUGUUUUUGCAAA